UCGAUUCAUCUCCAGCAGUUCCAAUCAAUCAGGUGACCGGAAAUGACUGUUCUGCAGGAACAUGGCGGAGGAGCAACAACAGGAGAUCCCUCAAAAAGAGGCUGAUGGGCUGAAUUGUCUUGCAUAUGACGAAGCCAUUAUUGCACAGCAAGAUAAGAUUCAGCAAGAGAUAGCAACCAGUAUUUCUCUGGUGUCAGAAAGACAGGAACUGUCUGUCCUUAAGCGAGAGUAUUCAGAUGAUGACACCAUUUACCAGCAGAAGAUAAGAGACUUACAGGAGAAGUACUCAUCUAUACGCAAAACACGGCCAGAUGGGAACUGUUUCUACAGAGCCUUUGGUUUCUCACAUCUUGAGUCUUUACUUGAAGACAGCAAAGAAUUACAUAGGUUUAAGGCUAUUGCUGCCAAGAGUAAACUGGAUCUGGUGAGCCAAGGUUUCACAGAAUUCACCAUUGAAGAUUUUCACAACACAUUCAUGGACCUGAUUGAGACAUGCGAUAAGCAACCGUCUGUAGGUGAGCUGCUCGGCUCCUUUAAUGAGCAGAGCGUAUCGGAUUAUCUGGUCGUCUAUCUGCGGCUGGUGACCUCUGGGUACCUGCAAAGAGAGGAAGACUUCUUCCAGCACUUCAUAGAGGGUGGUCGCACCGUUCGAGAGUUUUGCCAACAGGAGGUGGAGCCCAUGUCCAAAGAAAGUGAUCACAUUCACAUUAUAGCUCUGGCUCAGGCUUUAAACGUGUGCAUCAAGGUGGAGUACAUGGAUCGAGGAGAGGGAGGAACAGUCAAUCACCACAUCUUCCCUGAAGGUGGAGAGCCCAAGAUUUUCCUCCUCUACCGACCAGGCCACUACGACAUCCUUUACAAAUAGCAGAUCUGCUGCUAAAGGCCUCGUCUAUCUCUGUGCUGUGGGUUUGACUUGACUUUAAACCUGUGAAAUGUGAACCCAGCACUUGACAUUGCAAUUUCCUGUCAAAACCCCCCUAAGACUCUUGGAGAAUUUGGGAGAAUCUGUUAUACAAGGCACUGGACAUUGUACAGUUUAACCU
This is a messenger RNA of Rhinichthys klamathensis goyatoka, 1043 nucleotides long. It is a transcript of the gene otub1a, whose product is annotated as OTU deubiquitinase, ubiquitin aldehyde binding 1a. The transcript is spliced from 7 exons. Gene Ontology annotation, cellular component: nucleus. The coding region runs from base 62 to 865 and encodes 267 amino acids. The record is from RefSeq and is a predicted model, not a curated record. Gene Ontology annotation, molecular function: cysteine-type deubiquitinase activity; ubiquitin binding. Gene Ontology annotation, biological process: negative regulation of double-strand break repair; protein K48-linked deubiquitination. NCBI's taxonomy places the organism in Eukaryota, Metazoa, Chordata, Actinopteri, Cypriniformes, Leuciscidae.